UUUGACAACUUUUGUGCCAGUUUAGAGUUCUCUUGCAGUUAAAAAGUUCAGUCGACAUUUGAUAUGUCGGGCAAUUAUAGCAGUCACAGCACCAGCUCCCGGAUGUCCAUGGGAGAUGGCAGCUGGAUUAGCUGGUUCCUGAAUCUCCAGGGGAAUGAGUUCCUGUGCCGCGUUCCCCACGAAUAUUUGCAGGACAAGUUCAACCUAACGGGAUUGGAGAACAGCGUGCCGAACUACUCCCAGGCUCUGGGUGUGCUGAUGGAUCUCGAGUUUGAUAGCAAAUGCUGGGACAACUCGAUAGAUUCCCAUAGCGCGGAGCUGCUGUACGGGUUGAUCCAUGCCCGAUACAUCUUGACUCCGCUAGGCGUUGACGAUAUGCUCUUCAAGUAUGAGCGCGGAGAGUUUGGAUCCUGCCCGAGGGUCUAUUGCAAGGGUCAGCGAGUUCUGCCGGUGGGCCUCAGCGACCAGGUUGGUCAGUCACACGUUAAGGUCUACUGUCCGAGGUGUCAUGACAUUUUCCAGCCGAGAUCACGCUGUGCUAUGCUGGAUGGAGCCAUGUUCGGCACCGGCUUUCCACACAUGUUCUUAAUGCAGUUGCCGGCAUUAAGACCACAACCACCCAAGGAGAAGUAUGUUGCACGUCUGUAUGGCUUCCAGUUGCAUAAGAAGGCUCUUGUGCCGUCCAUUUCGCCGGAACGCAAGGUACCUACCUCCGCCGCCACUACCACCAACACUACCAACACCGCAUCUGUUGCAGGUAGCUCAUCGAUGAGUAUGCCAUCCUCAGUGCCCAGUCGUUCUAUGAGGCGUCUGAACAUAUAAACUCCUAUAUGUUUAUAAUAUAAACUGUCACUUAGUCCAUGUAUAUCACACACUGUCCCACACUGUCUCACACAGUACACGGAAAGCACAAACAAAUAUGUUCACUUGUUUUUUGUUAUUGUUGACCGCAAUAAAGAUCCUGGUGUAGUGGGUUGAUAAAGCCAGAUGUACACCAGCCACACUCCCUAGUUAAGUAAACAAAUGAUCCUGGCUAUAUCAACCCACUUAAUGAAGCAUG
Messenger RNA from Drosophila bipectinata, 1060 nucleotides. It is a transcript of the gene Ssl, whose product is annotated as Suppressor of Stellate-like. The record is from RefSeq and is a predicted model, not a curated record. Gene Ontology annotation, cellular component: cytoplasm; protein kinase CK2 complex. Gene Ontology annotation, molecular function: protein kinase regulator activity. NCBI's taxonomy places the organism in Eukaryota, Metazoa, Arthropoda, Insecta, Diptera, Drosophilidae.